GACGUCUUUGCCUGGUGUUUUCCAACAAGCUGUCAGCCGUCCUCUGUAUCAAAAGCCAUACCAAGACGCCCAAAGCACCUCUCUUAGGCUUCAAACCUCGACUACAUCUCUUCAGUAUCCUGCCCAGCCUCCGUUAGUUUCCAUCGCGAUGGACGCCUCCGUCACCACUCCGUUGCUCCACGGGCAAUCAGAGUUCCAAGAUGGACAUGGCCUGCCAACGCCAGCAUCAUAUGGCCAGGUCCAGGACCAUCCUGCAUUUCUUAGAGCAUGCCAUUCACCAUGGCGGUCCUUUUCCCAGAACCACUUGUGUUGGGUUCGAGGUGGCAUUGUUGCCUAUCUGACCGCAGUCGGAGCUACGGUUCUUGACUACAAGCUGCGAAAAGAAGAGUCUGCUUACUCUGACUGGCGGGUGGUCUUUGACUUCUCCGUUGUCACCUUUUCUCUGCUUUUGGCCUACCACGCGGUUGUUCUGGGCUGGACAUACACUCAUCUCUAUCAUCCACACAUCGAGGAAACCAGCACUGGCUGGGAGUACUGGGCAUUAAGAACACUGUCAUUGCCCUACGACAUGGCCAGUCUUCGCAAGCAGUUCUACUUCACCUUGUUUUACACCACUACAACUGUUUUCACCUUCAUGAAUACAGUCAUCUACUGGUUUGUCACACUGGAGCACGAUGACAAGAACACGGGAGAGCCCCCCAAGCCUCAGCCAUCCGGAGGCUCCGCCAUGGCCGACAUGAUUGGGGACUCCUUCGCAUACGAAUGGACCAGCUUGGAGGACACACACAAGAAUGGGCCACAUGAACCUUUCACGGAGAUAUUCGGAAAGGGCUGGUACAAGGCCUUUGUCAUCAUCAAUCUCUUCGGCAUCACAUCGGUCGUCUCCCUCAUUGAAAUCUUCUGGCUCAACAGCAUCAAGCGUCCCUUUGGCGUUGGCGCACACACUUUGGGCGUCAUCUUCUUCGCGGGUCUCUAUCUCGGUUGGGCAGCCAUCGGCAAAGUCGAGACUGGCGCCGAUGCCUUUUACUGGCUGAACGAGAAGAACGUCGGAUCCCGUGAGGCCGUGGUGGCAUCGUCGAUUGGAUUUGUAAUCCUUGCUCCCAUCAUGUACGCAUUCAUGUACGGUCUCGUUGGUAUGCGCGAGAACAUGGCCCGAGCUGCUCACACGAGACGGGUUGCCGCCGCUGCCGCGGUGGCGGGCCACUGAGGGACUUUCGGUCCAGACGGGUCUUGUCGGAGAUGAACGGGGCAGGCGUCGGGCGGUGAGCACGGCGGUGGUGGCCGGUUCCAUCGGGCUUGGCCAUGCGUCGUUGAUAGGUACAGUGGACGGAUGCCUCAGAUUGUAGGAUUGAUAAGGCAUGCAUCGGGCUGGAGUCGAGGAUGGUGUAAUGUACCCCUCGAGGCGGUGGAGGGCGAGAUGCCAGGGAGGGUCAACAUACGAUUACCAAAAUAACCUAGAGCAUUAUGACUUCCAACACGCAACUCCUAUUUUCCCAGGGACCGAGGCAUCGUCUGGCGAAUGAAUCGUGAUUACUGGAAAGGGGAGUCCACGACUAAGGUUGGCAGGCAAUGGUAUCAUGGGCGUUGACGGGACGGGACGCGAGGGGAAGACCGAUGGAUGGAUCAUGGAGCUGGGGCAAGGAGCGGUGUUGAGGCGGUGAUGCAGGUCACUGGGCUUGCCGACGAUGAAGACA
This is a messenger RNA of Colletotrichum phormii, 1694 nucleotides long. RefSeq lists its product as uncharacterized. The transcript has 6 exons. The record is from RefSeq and is a predicted model, not a curated record. NCBI's taxonomy places the organism in Eukaryota, Fungi, Ascomycota, Sordariomycetes, Glomerellales, Glomerellaceae. Bases 149 to 1207 code for a protein of 352 amino acids.